Clupea harengus (Atlantic herring) is the source of this 7217-nucleotide messenger RNA. RefSeq lists its product as uncharacterized. NCBI's taxonomy places the organism in Eukaryota, Metazoa, Chordata, Actinopteri, Clupeiformes, Clupeidae. The record is from RefSeq and is a predicted model, not a curated record. The transcript is spliced from 2 exons. Bases 1262 to 6175 code for a protein of 1637 amino acids.
AAAAUUAUCAUUGUUUACUGAUGUGUGUAAUCAUGUGGUUGUAUAAUUGUGUGUUGUGCUGUAACCAGUAUGCAGGGGGAGAACGUUGUGGCAAUAAUUGUGGACUAAUGGACUAAUGGCCACGGAGUAUUGAUUACAUGAUUGGACACUGGACGGAGGAAUCCCUUUUAUACAGGGUAACUGAAAGGAACGAGAGAGAUUUCCCAGGUGACGCUGGAGUGAUGACGGGAUCCAGCAGCGACACGCCGGACAACAACAAUCGCCAGCCAGCCGGCGUGAGGGGAGAGAAGCAUGUUAGCAUGCCAGCUAAAGGGAAGUGCUUGUACUGAUUCGAGUGGAUACUCUGUGUGAAUGGGUCAGCUUCUAGCCUGCCGGUUUGUAAGUGUGCUUUCUGUCCAGAGCUACCGUCAGAGGAGAAGCAGAAGCGGCAUCGGGAGGAAGAGUGCGAGAGAGAGACGCAGACUGUCACCAGCCAGGGUGUGUGGAAGUGCGACGGUGGCGUGAUCUUCCCUCCUUCAUCCUGCAACGAUGAACCGCUGUUUCGCUUGCUCCUGGACUUAUUGAGCUCGUGGGGUUUGGGUGUUUUGCUGUGUUUUGGUCGGCGUGGGGGAUGCCGCCGACCAAAAGUGUUUUCCUUCAUCACCGGCAGCGCACCCGCUUAGCGGGGCAGGCAUGAACUGGGUGAGCCCCUCUUAUUGGUUUCCACUUGCUGGGGAGGUAAGUGCAGCCUAACGUGACGAGGGGCUGUUUAGUGUAGCGUGGGAGCGAACUGUAACAGUGGUGUAGCUUGCUGUGGGUGUGUGUGAGCCAUCUGUGCACGGACAUUGCUUAUGUAUAUUUCACGUGUGAAUUGUAACACCAGUGUUUUGCCUAGCUGGGAAUGAUAUUGGGGGCUUUGCUGUGGGGAGUUUUGUUUCUAAUGUAUUGCAUGUCUUAUUUCUAAGUGGCCUCUCUGCAAUUAAGUUGUACUCCUCCUCCCCCCUUUGUGGUGCCUGACUGGCUAUUAGUUAGCCUCUUUACCCUGUGUGAUUGGGGUGGGUUACAUAGGAUGGGCUGGGCCUAAACUAUGUACUAUAUUUUGCCCAGGGACUGUGUGCUUCUAAGUGUGUGUGUGGCUGCCGGCCCUCUACAAUAAAACUGUUAAACUUUAUUCAUGUCUGGUGUUGUGUGUCUCAGAGGGGUCUGAACCAAGGGAAAACAUUAAGGUCGCGGUGACGACAAUUUGGCGUAGCCGGCAGGACCCCUCUCUAGACACAACACCAUGAGUGACGACGAGGGUGCGGCAGCACCAGGUGUGGUAAAUAACAUGAUGGUGCCUUGGUUCCUGGGUGGGCCCUGGGUACCUAAGUAUGGGGAUAAGGGCAGCCAGCAGCCCUUCAUAGAAUGGCGUGAUCAAAUAGAGGUGUAUUUGCGCGCACAGACACUGUCAGCAGAACAAAGGGUUGACUUUGUAAUGAGUGCACUCCAGGGGGAUGCUAGGAGGGAGAUACUAUUACUCCAAGCCACAGAGAGAAACACUGACAGUAAAAUAUUCACUGCCCUUGAGAGACUGUAUGGGGAUGUCUUGACUACCAGUCAGGUUAGAGCAAAAUUCUUCAAAUGUCAGCAACUGGUGGGAGAAGGGGUGGGGCCUUUCAUUCUGCGUCUCCGUGAGUCUCAUUUCAGAUGGCGGAGCAGAGAGGAAGCAACGGGGUCUGAUGUGGAGAUGCUGCGCAGCCAGUUGGUGCUGGGACUACUGCCAGGACCUGUGCAGACAGAGCUCCAGCGGCGGGUGCGACGGGAGCCAGACCUAACCUUCAAGGAGGCGUGCAAGGAGGUCAAGGCCAUGGAGAAGGAGACCGAGCGGGCCACCGUAGACGGUGUAGACAUACGGCGGACGUACAACAACCCCCCCCAGCCCACUCCUCCUGCCCCAUCAGACCCUCUUCAAAACUGGGACAGCCUCAAGGAGGCAUUGAGAACUGAGCUAGCUGGUGAACUGCGGGCCCAGGUUAUUGACUUAAAGACCUCAUUACUGGCAGAGCUCCGAUCACAACAAACUACCCGCCAGCAACCGGAACAACCACCUAGCAAGAGGGGCGGCGAACAGGGCGCCAAUCGGGCACAGCGGCGGCCAAGACUACCACAAUGGGAUGACCAGGGCCGCCCGAUCUGCCUACGUUGUGGGCAGGCAGGCCACAUGCUACGGGAGUGCCAGAACCGAGAGUCCACUAACCAUUUUAGAGUGACAGAUGAGGGGAGGCCAGUGGAGGUUCCAAUGCGAUCUGCCCUUGUCGGAGAGAGCCCUGAGGUCGAGGUCCUUGUCCAAGGUAAACGCAUCCCCUGCAUCCUCGACACUGGGUCCCAGGUGACCCUAUUUAGCCAGGGCCUGUUCCAAAAGCACCUACAGGGCACCGAGAUGAAAGAGGUGGGUGAUAUCCCUUGGCUGACAUUGAAAGCGGCUAACGGGUUAGCCCUGCCUUAUGUUGGGUAUACUGUAUUGGACUUUGAGGUGGGGGGUGUGUUGGUACUAGGAAGGGGGGUGGUUAUAGUUGAAGACAAGUACUUGCCUCCGGCCUAUGGGGUUUUAGGCAUGAAUGUGAUUCAACAUUGUUGGGAUGGCCUCCGUCAACAGGGGGGGCGCACAUUCACUAUGUUCAAGUCUACUCUCCCCAGGUCAGCAGGGGUGGCCUGGGAUCGGGCCUUUGCCGCCUGCAGGAGGCUUGAAGCAGAGGAGCACCGGGGACCAAGCCUUGGAGUGGCCCGGCUGCGUACAAGCGACCCUGUCUGGCUGGCCCCACAAACGGAGACUGCGGUGUGGGCCCACGUCCCUGAGGCGCCCAAAGCCAGUCAAGAAGAUGUCCUACUCGAAGACUGCUACCAUGGGGGGCAAGAGUGGUGCGUGGGGCGUGCAGUUGCGAGGCUACAGGACGGCAGGGUCCUCCUCCGCAUAUGUAACCCUCACCCCUACCCUGUGGCGCUACCUCCCAGACGGCCCCUUGCCCGUGUCCUUCGUCUGGGACAGGAUGAUGUCCAAACGCCAAACCAGCUGGUCCUCAGGCAGGAGGAUGAUGCAGUGGUGGAGGUGGACGUGAGGCCAGUGAGUAGUCCCCUUUCCCCCUGUAUGACUUCUCUGCUCCAACAGACGGAUGGACUGACACCGCCCCAGUCUCAACAGCUUCAAGGGCUGCUUGAGCGUUGGCAGGGGGUGUUUGCCCAGAGUGAAGACGACUACGGGUGCACAAAUGCCGUGUACCACACCAUUCCCACAGGGGGUGCUGCACCAAUUCGCCAACGAUAUCGACCCGUGCCGCCUAACCUCUACGCGGAAUUGAGGACGUUGCUGCGUGACAUGCUGGAUGGAGGAGUUGUCCGAGAGAGCUCCAGUCCGUGGGCGGCCCCGGUGGUCUUAGUAAAGAAGAAGGACGGCUCCUGGAGGUUUUGUGUUGACUACAGGAAGUUGAAUGCAGUCACGCAUAAGGAUGCCUACCCCCUCCCUCGUGUGGAGGAGUCCCUGACUAAUUUAAAGAAAGCAGAAUGGUACUCCACACUCGAUCUGGCCAGUGGGUAUUGGCAAGUGGAGGUUCACCCUACAGAUAGGGAGAAGACGGCCUUUGCAACUCCACUAGGCCUGUAUGAGUUUGAGAGGAUGCCCUUCGGCUUAUGCAACGCCCCCGCAACCUUUCAGCGCCUUAUGCAACGAUGCCUCGGGGGUCAGGUACACGAUUUUUUGCUGAUAUAUCUGGACGAUAUAAUUUUGUACUCACCUGAUUUCCAUUCCCACAUAGGACACCUCGAGCAGGUCUUUUCCAAGUUGCAGGACCAUGGCUUGAAGCUGCAGCCCACCAAAUGCCACCUCUUCCAGCGCUCAGUACAGUACCUGGGCCACGUGGUGAGCCAGGGGGGUGUGGCAACUGACCCCCAGAAGACUGAGGCGGUCCAGGACUGGCCGGUGCCCACUACAGUGCGGGAGGUUCGCUCAUUCCUGGGGUUCGUCGGCUACUACCGCCGGUUCGUCCCAUCUUUUGCGCGGAAAGCAGGGCCACUGCACGCGUUGUUGAGGGGGACCGGCGGGAGUAAGACCAAGUUAGUCGACUGGACCCCAGAGUGUGGAAAAGCUUUCGAGGACCUCAAGGAAGCCCUCCUGAGAGCCCCUGUUCUGGCCUACGCUGAUUUUGGCCUCCCAUUCCGGGUCUACACGGAUGCCAGCUUGCAUGGGCUGGGGGCUGUGCUGGCCCAGGUCCAGGAGGGGCGAGAACGCGUCAUCGCCUACGCCAGCCGCGGACUCCAUGACGCAGAGCGUAAUGACCAGCAUUAUAGUGCAUUCAAACUGGAGCUCCUGGCUUUAAAGUGGGCAGUGACGGAGAAAUUCAAAGACUACCUGUGGGGCGCCACCUUUAAAAUCUUUACUGACCACAGGCCUCUGCUUCACCUGCAAACGGCUAAUCUGGGGGCUGUGGAGCAGAGGUGGGCUGCCCAGUUGGCGAACUUUGACUUCUCCUUAUGCCACAAGCCAGGGGCAGACCACCAGAAUGCAGAUGCCUUGUCCCGCCUUCCUGAGGUGACUGCUGCAAGGCGAUUGGAGGCACCUGAGCCGGAACCGGAGGGCUUGGAGCAAGGCUCAUGGGCAGAGCGCCAGGGCAGCGAUCUGGAAUUGGCCAAGAUCCGGCAGUGGCGGCAGCAGGGGAACAGGCCUACACCGGGUGAGCGGCAGUCCCUCCAGGCUAGUGGGCGACGACUUGUGGGGGAAUGGGAAAGGCUUAAUGUGCAGGAUGGAGUUCUGGUGUGGCGGCGGCCGGCACUUAGGGGGCAAGAAGGGGGAGUGGCAAUCGUGGCCCCUGUCGCUGAGAGAAAAACUCUGUGGACUCAGUAUCACGUGGCUUUGGGCCACGCCAAGGGAUCCCGACUGCUGACUGCACUGCGGGAGAGGCUUUUCUGGAUUGGGAUGAGCAGAGACAACCACAGGUGGGUGAGUGAGUGUCCCCAGUGUGUGCUUAGCAGGGCAAGGGCUGGGCCAAGGGCACCCAUGUGUUCCAUCGAAAGUAGCUAUCCUUGGGAGACCCUGGCCCUGGAUUACCUGUCCCUGCGGCGCCCUGGGGAUAGCUACCAAUACAUACUGGUUAUGGUUGACCUGUUCUCUAGAUUUGCCUUUGCAGUGCCAACGAGAGACCAGACGGCAGCUACAACGGUAGCAGUGCUGUGGGGGACAGUGUUUCGGUCCUUUGGGUGCCCAGAGCGGAUCUUGACUGACCAGGGGCCAGCAUUUGAAGCUGACUUGACCCAGCAGCUGUGUACCCUGUAUGGGUGUCGCAAGGUGAGAACAACCCCUUAUCAUCCUCAGGGUAACGGGGCUUGUGAGAGGAUGAACCAGACGAUCCUCAGCCUGCUGAACACCUUGGAGCCAAGGGAGUAUUCUCGGUGGAGAGAACACCUGCCGGGCCUGGUGCAUGCUUAUAACAACACGCCGCACAGUGUGACCGGUUUGGCCCCCUUCUUUGUAGUGUUCGGCAGGCAUGCCCGCUUACCAGUGGACCAGUUGGCCGGGCUGGAGAGGCCAGAGCAACGAGGUCCCUUGCAGGACUGGGUCCAGCAGCACCACGCCCGUCUCCAGAAUGCCUACCAGCUGGUGAAAGAGCGAAAUCAACACCGACAACAACAGGACCAGGGACGACGCAACCAGGGCCCUAAGGCCCAGCCAUUAUUGCCUGGGGAGAGGGUCUUUGUUCGAGACUUCCGCCGCCGGGCCCGAGGGAAGCUGGGGUACCAUUGGGACCCACGACCAUAUGUGGUCCGGAGCCAGCCUACGAGGGACCGCCCUGUGUACGUUAUCCGACCAGAAGGAAGGGAGGGACCUCUGCGCACCCUGCACCAAAACAACUUGUGUGUGCAGCCCAGCAGCUGGCGGAGUGGGGCUCAUGGGGGCGUAGGUGAAUUGGCAGGGAGCCAGCCCACAGUACCGCCUGAAGCAGAACGGGGGCCUGAGAGGGGGUGGUGGCCAGUUUGUUUCCCAUGUGAGCAGGGUCGCCCAGAACCAAGGGAGAACCUGAGGGGGGCUAGGGAAGUAGGGGAAGCCCUCGCUGAGGCUGGGGUGGAGUCUGGGGAUCCUCUGGGACCCCGCCGAUCCCAGCGAGCCAACUUGGGGGUUCGCCCCGCAAGUAUGCAGGGGGAGAACGUUGUGGCAAUAAUUGUGGACUAAUGGACUAAUGGCCACGGAGUAUUGAUUACAUGAUUGGACACUGGACGGAGGAAUCCCUUUUAUACAGGGUAACUGAAAGGAACGAGAGAGAUUUCCCAGGUGACGCUGGAGUGAUGACGGGAUCCAGCAGCGACACGCCGGACAACAACAAUCGCCAGCCAGCCGGCGUGAGGGGAGAGAAGCAUGUUAGCAUGCCAGCUAAAGGGAAGUGCUUGUACUGAUUCGAGUGGAUACUCUGUGUGAAUGGGUCAGCUUCUAGCCUGCCGGUUUGUAAGUGUGCUUUCUGUCCAGAGCUACCGUCAGAGGAGAAGCAGAAGCGGCAUCGGGAGGAAGAGUGCGAGAGAGAGACGCAGACUGUCACCAGCCAGGGUGUGUGGAAGUGCGACGGUGGCGUGAUCUUCCCUCCUUCAUCCUGCAACGAUGAACCGCUGUUUCGCUUGCUCCUGGACUUAUUGAGCUCGUGGGGUUUGGGUGUUUUGCUGUGUUUUGGUCGGCGUGGGGGAUGCCGCCGACCAAAAGUGUUUUCCUUCAUCACCGGCAGCGCACCCGCUUAGCGGGGCAGGCAUGAACUGGGUGAGCCCCUCUUAUUGGUUUCCACUUGCUGGGGAGGUAAGUGCAGCCUAACGUGACGAGGGGCUGUUUAGUGUAGCGUGGGAGCGAACUGUAACAGUGGUGUAGCUUGCUGUGGGUGUGUGUGAGCCAUCUGUGCACGGACAUUGCUUAUGUAUAUUUCACGUGUGAAUUGUAACACCAGUGUUUUGCCUAGCUGGGAAUGAUAUUGGGGGCUUUGCUGUGGGGAGUUUUGUUUCUAAUGUAUUGCAUGUCUUAUUUCUAAGUGGCCUCUCUGCAAUUAAGUUGUACUCCUCCUCCCCCCUUUGUGGUGCCUGACUGGCUAUUAGUUAGCCUCUUUACCCUGUGUGAUUGGGGUGGGUUACAUAGGAUGGGCUGGGCCUAAACUAUGUACUAUAUUUUGCCCAGGGACUGUGUGCUUCUAAGUGUGUGUGUGGCUGCCGGCCCUCUACAAUAAAACUGUUAAACUUUA